AUGUUCACUCAAGCACUCCGAGCAUCGCGCUCCUCGAUUGCCCGCGUUGUACGGCAGCAAGCUGCCGGGACAGUUGCAAAGCGUACUUUCGUCUCGACUACCGUUCGUCAAGCGGAUCUCGUCCAAGAUCUCUACCUCCGCGAACUGAGAGCAUAUAAAUCGCCUACCGUCAAGCCAUCUGAUGCAGAGGGCCACGUCCAAAACUUUGUUGCGCCAAAACCUCCCACGUCGCCCGAAGAAUCCGACAUCGCAAAUGAGUUGAAGUCUUACGAAGCCUCGACUGUAGACAUCGAGGGACAAGCAGAGGGUGGCGCGGUUGAGGCCCAAGAGUUUGAUUGGUUUGAGGAGGAGCCUGAGGAGGAGGCACGCCAUUAG
This is a messenger RNA of Venustampulla echinocandica, 375 nucleotides long. RefSeq lists its product as uncharacterized. Bases 1 to 375 code for a protein of 124 amino acids. Gene Ontology annotation, biological process: proton motive force-driven ATP synthesis. The transcript has 3 exons. NCBI's taxonomy places the organism in Eukaryota, Fungi, Ascomycota, Leotiomycetes, Helotiales, Pleuroascaceae. The record is from RefSeq and is a predicted model, not a curated record.